AUGUCCUCCUCCGGAAAGAAAACAAAGGACGUGAUGAGUUACGCGUACGACGAAUCGCGCGUGUUCGACGCGACCACCAUCCUUUUCUCCUUGAUAGGUUUCGAUAUAUUCUUCCUCGUUGGUUUAACCGUGUGGGUGAACGGCUUGAAACGGAGGUACGAAAACGCGAUAUGGAAGAUCAAACGGUUGGAAUCGGAGAAGCGAGACUUAGCGGUGGCGUUUAACUUGGAGAAGGCGGAUUUGGUCGAUCCUUUGAAUACGAAUGCGAUGAAUAACAACCGCGGGCGAAGAAUGGCGAACGCCACGGCGGCAACGGUACCGCCAUCUCUGGGAGGAGGAGGAGGCCAAUCGGGGCCCGCGAGCGCGAACGACGUGCUCCUCCAAGGCUUGAAAGCCGAACGCGACGCGUUGAAGCAAGCGCUGAAAUCCGUCCAAGGCGAGUUGCAACGGUACGCGAAGGAAAACGCGACGUUGGAAAAUGAGCUCGAGAGGGCUUUGUUCGAGGUGGAGAAGUUAACACCGAUAGAUUGA
Messenger RNA from Bathycoccus prasinos, 531 nucleotides. RefSeq lists its product with no specific name. The transcript has a single exon. The record is from RefSeq and is a predicted model, not a curated record. The coding region runs from base 1 to 531 and encodes 176 amino acids. NCBI's taxonomy places the organism in Eukaryota, Viridiplantae, Chlorophyta, Mamiellophyceae, Mamiellales, Bathycoccaceae.